AUGCUGAAUUUCCUGAUGCUUGCUCUGCCAAUGCAGGCAGUGGCCUUGGGGCCUCCACUGCCCGGCAGCCAGCAUGUGGGGCAGGCCAUUGACAUCCUGACAGCAACACGAUACGGGUUCAGCCGCAGUGCGGGGAACAUCUUCAAGCUGGUCUUCAACUGCUCCACCAAUGCGUUCGCCCCCGAUGAGUACUCAUAUCCAUGGGGUGUGCAGCAGCCAGCCCCGCUUCCUGAAUGCCAACGGAUGGUGAGCACACUUUCAGUCGAAACCUCAGAGCAGUACCAGCAUGAAAGCACAGAAGAUAUUGCCAUUGGCGGCAAGUUCAAGUCAUUCGCCGGAAAGUAUGCGGCGUCCAGCAAGGAAGUGCGUAGCCACCUGUCCAAUCGCAAGCAAACAGCCUUGCCAGUCAAUUUCUCGGCCGAGAACGCCGAUGUGUUCUUCCACUUCUUCGACCAAAGGAACACCCAUGUCGUAACCCGGUGCUUUGUGGGGGGUGCCAUGGCUGAACGGGCUUACACUGGGGAAGCUUACACCAAAGAUCACAGCAUUGAAGAGCUGAAACGGGAGGGCCAGCGCGAGCUUCUGAGCUUGGCGACAGCCAUGGAGCACUACUUCUACCGCCCAGGCUGUACAAGUCCGCUCUUCCCUAACUACGAUGAGAGAGCCUUGCAGGAUGACGGCAGAUGCAGCCCCCCCAUUCGAGCGUACAUUGAUCUAGACGAUAUGCUGUCGGUGGAAGGCAUCGGCAAGCAGCUGGUGUGGAAACAUUUGAGGGGUGUGGACGUUGGUGAGCAAAAUGGAAACCACUUUCCAGUCACCCUCACGUACACCCUAGCCGACGGCAAGGAGCAUGUGGAGCACUGGUUUGCACAGUCCGAAAGGGUCUACCACUCUCCAUACGCAUUAAACUAUUGUCGAUCUCCAAAAUUCACCAAGAUCGAGGGGCGCGACACCAUGGAGGUGAGCGCUGUGGAGAGCGAUGGGACGGUGGAAGUCUAUUUCCACGACGACCCAAAGGGGGCAGUUUGGUAUGAGGGCCUCAUCUCUUGGGCUCCUGAAAAUGAGUGUACUCAGGGCUGGCCGGAACCCACCCGAGACGUUUUUGUCUGACUUUGCGCUGCUGGUAGCAGCUGGCAAGUUAGCA
Durusdinium trenchii is the source of this 1144-nucleotide messenger RNA. The record is from the annotation of a GenBank genome assembly. NCBI's taxonomy places the organism in Eukaryota, Dinophyceae, Suessiales, Symbiodiniaceae.